ACUCUGCUCUGAAAUGCACCUGAUUCUGCUUUCCUGUCUGCUCUGUGUCGCCUGCAGUGUGGUCAUCUCUUCAGGUUCAUUUGUCACUCACUCCUCUGAGUUGGGCCAUGUGACAGUGAUGUCAGCAUCAGGGGAGGGGCUUCAGAGUGCAGCAGGGGACGAGGCUGAGACUGAUAACAAUGCCAAUACAUCAGGUGCACCUGCUGACCUAACAUCACUCACAGGUCAACCAGGCAGAAAGCCCGAGUCACACUCCCGUAGAACACGCCGGAAACAUGGCAGCAAAAAGAGGCCCAGGAACCAGGUGACUGUGGGCCACCAGAGCCGCACACACAGCCCCACCAGUAACCCCUGCUUCAGCUCACACAAAGACUACUGCAUCCACGGACACUGCACAUACCUGCAGGACCUGGAGGAGCCUGUGUGUGUGUGUAUGAAGGGAUAUGAUGGGGUGCGGUGUGGGGUCCAUCUGCUGCAGACAGGUUCUGGCUCUGGUUCUGGGGGAUUGGACAAACCCAGCAGUAUGGACUCCUUGCACAUGACACUCAUAAUCAUGGCUGUUAUCCUGUCAGUCAUCAGCUGCUUUGCCAUCCUACUCAUGAUCUGUGUGCACUAUAGAACGCAACAUUCCUUCCAGACAGCCAUCUUCAGUGCGAAGCCCCUGAAGAGCCCCGUGGUGUGAGGAGCGUGAGUUUUUGCAAGAGGAGCAGAACAGAAGCUAUAUAUUGCACCAAGAAUAUUUAUUGGAAUAUUAUAAUAAUUUAUUGUUUUUUGGGUUUUUUUUAAACUAGAUUUUUUGGCAGAGUGUAUUGUAAAGUACUCCUGAGUUCAGCUCCGUUUCCAUGUGGGGCUGAGAGGAGCCGCUAUGGCUGCUUGUGUGAAGGGAGUAGGAAUAAGACCAGACCUCGCCGCUGCUACACACAACAUCUCCAUCUAUUCCACAUGCUAGCUGAAAAACAUUCUGUGCAUCAAAUAUCCACUACAGUGUCGCAUCCACACUUUCACAAAAAUAAUUCAUUUCAUUCUAAAUCUAAAUUUUAAUAUGUGGUUUUCUUAUGGUGAGGCAAAUAUAAAUGAAUUUUUGGAAGAUUUGAAUUUUUGGAAGCCAGCAUUGUGCAAGUUGUGGUGAAACAUCAAUAAAAUGAAGAAUAAGUUGAUGCUUUUCAGCCUAUAGGGAGAGUAAUUCAGACACCUUCUUCACCUUGUGCCAAACAUUAAUGUCACCAUCAUCUCAGAGUGGGCUUCCUUUAUCCAGGGAAAAGCACCUGAUGACCACUGGCUAAAUUCUUUCAGACUGUAAGAACUGACACAUUAAAUGUUGUAUUUUUUCUGGAAAGGUUCAUUAAAGCACAU
This is a messenger RNA of Electrophorus electricus (electric eel), 1353 nucleotides long. RefSeq names its product amphiregulin (gene areg). Lineage: Eukaryota; Metazoa; Chordata; Actinopteri; Gymnotiformes; Gymnotidae. The record is from RefSeq and is a predicted model, not a curated record. Gene Ontology annotation, molecular function: growth factor activity; epidermal growth factor receptor binding. Gene Ontology annotation, biological process: positive regulation of cell population proliferation; positive regulation of mitotic nuclear division; epidermal growth factor receptor signaling pathway.